AAUAGUAACAGCAUUCAUAAUAUUAUGGAAAUGGGUUGAAUGAGAUUUAUUAAUUUUUUUGCAGAAAAUUAAAGGGCAGUCAUUCAAAAUCUCAUAUUUCCUUUCAAGCAAUUCAUUAAACUCAUUUUGACAAUCAAAAUUUAAAGGUUUUAAUGAAUGCAGAAGAACUGAUAGGUCUAUUUAUGAUUAAAAGUAAAUAUAAUUGUAUAAGUUUAUUAUAUUUCUCUUGUUUAUUCUUAAAUAAAUAAUUUAUAUUUUCAAAACAAGAUAAAAAAUAAACAUUUUUAAGUAUUUAUAAAUACAACAUGGGUCUGUUUGGCUGAAAAACAAUCCCUAGGUUAAAUGAAUCUUCUCUUCUUGCCCACUAAAUCCCAUGAUCUAAAUGUUUCUACCCCCUCGGGAGGGUGUUGAGAACCAGAUGGGACACACGCUCCUCCCGCUUCAACACGUGGCUCCAGCCAAGGAGUUUUAUUUUGAAAGGGUCGCGCGGAAGUGCGCCUGUCCCUCAGCCAGAUUGACGUGUGGCGGCGGGGUGAUGAUUUGCUUACUUGGAGCAGCACCGACUUUGGAGCGGGUACUGCGAAACGUGUCAGCAUGAUGUUGCCUGGAUGAUCGGCGGAGGACGUUAGGAGAGGACGCGCUGCAACCAGCUGAAGGCAAGCAAAGCCUCAUGCUCGGGCUGAGCGAAGGUCCGAGGGGUUAGUGCUCUAGAAAAGAGAAGAAAGAUGGGUGUUCUCCAACUCAACAACCCGACUCACUCCAGCACUCUUCUCCAGCGGGCCAAUCAAAUGCGCUUGACUGGCACCUUGUGUGAUGUGAUCAUCACGGUGGACGGCCAGGAGUUCCCGGCGCAUCGCACCGUUCUGGCCUGCACCAGCAAAAUGUUUGAGAUUCUGUUCCACCGCAGCAGCCUGCGCUACGCUCUGGACUUCCUGUCCCCUAAGACCUUCCAGCAGAUCCUGGAGUACGCCUACACGGCCUCGCUCCAGGCCACGGCCGAGGACCUGGACGACUUGCUGUACGCCGCCGAGAUCCUGGAGAUCGAGUACUUGGAGGAGCAGUGCCUGAAGGUUCUGGAGACCAUCCAGGCGGAGGAGAGCGAGGAGGUGUCGAUGAGGAACCACGGCUCCGGGGAGCACGGCGAUCACAGCCGAGCGCGGCACUGGAGGCACAUGCUCAUGUCUAAGAAGCAUUCCAUACAGGACGGAACCAACUGCACCACUCCCACGGCGCUGCACCACCUGGCACUGUACCACGUCACCGAGAGGAGCUCUCCUGGUCCAGAGCCGGAGGCCGCUCCGGACUCUGAGGUGAACACGGAGGGUUCCCAGCACUGUGAGGCGGCCUCCCAGGAUCCUGACCGAAAUAUUAAAUCCGAGAGCAUGCAGGUGGACGAUGUCAACGGCAGCGAGGGCCGGCUCUCCAGCGGCGGGGAGGUUAGCUGCGUGUCCGACCAACCCCGAGGCGAGGGCCCGGGGACGCCCCUGCGAGGCAGCGUGAUCACCAGCGCCCGAGAGCUGCACACGGGUCCUGAAGACGGAGGCCAAGUGGUGGGCGGCACCCUCGACUGUUUUCCAGGGAUCACCGACAAACACCUGGCCUCCAUCUACUCCGUGGCCUCCAACCACGUGGGGGAGAGCCUGCCGGUGUCGGUUUCCGUCACCUCCUCCCUAGCCGUGCCCCUGGACCCGAGGGCCUACAGCGGCCUGCUGCACCAGGGCUUGCUGCACCGGGAGCUCCUGAGCAGGCUGGGCCAGUUCGCAGCAGGGAUGAGGCAUGACGGCCAAAGCCAAGGCCAGCAGUGCUGUGCCGACUGCGGCCUGCAGCUGCACAGCCGGCAGGCUGCAGAGCAGCACAGGAGGCUGCAUAGCGAGGAGAAAGGCAGCGCCUGUGAGUUCUGUGGCAAACACUUCCAGGACAGCAUGCGGCUCAGGAUGCACAUGUUGUCUCACACAGCUCCUGCCGAGGCGCUGGUGUGUGACCAGUGUGGAGCGACCUUCUCCUCCGAGGAGGCCCUGGAAGCCCACAGGCUCACACACACAGGGACCGACAUGGCGGUGUUCUGUCUGCUGUGUGCGAAGCGCUUCCAGACCCAGAAGGCCCUGCAGCAGCACAUGGAGGUCCACGCCGGGAUGCACAGCUACAUCUGCAGCCACUGCGACCGCCCCUUCCCCAGCCACACCACCCUCAAAAGACACUUGCGCUCGCACACGGGCGAUCACCCGUUCGAGUGCGAGUUCUGCGGGAGCUGCUUCAGAGACGACGGCACGCUGAGGGGCCACAAGCGCAUCCACACAGGAGAAAAGCCUUACGAGUGCAACGGCUGCGGCAAAAGGUUCAGCCUCAAACACCAGCUGGAGACGCAUUACCGCGUGCACACAGGCGAGAAGCCAUUUGAGUGUAAGUUGUGCCACCAGCGGUCUAGAGACUACUCCGCUAUGAUCAAACACCUGCGCACGCACAACGGAGCCUCUCCAUACCAGUGCACCGUCUGCCAGGACUACUGCCCGAGCCUGGCCGCCAUGCAGAAGCACAUGAAGGGCCACAAACCGGAGGAGGUGCCAGCCGACUGGAGGAUAGAAAAGACUUACCUGUAUGUCUGUUACGUCUGAGCAGGACUUAGACCCAGGCACAGUCUCCUAGGGGGGGUGAGGUGGAAAGUCCUGUUUACUCCUCUGUUCCUGGUUUUAUUGCUGAAGGAUUACACUUCCUGCAAGGAUAUUGCUAUAUAUCCCUCAGAGAUACUUCGGUUUUUACAGUGACGGUGUGCAAAGUGUACACAUUCAGGCUACAACUAAUGAUCAAUAUCAGUUAGAUUGGUUUUACCAUGGAAAAAGUGGCCAAAAAUGGUUUAAAAAUCUAUAUUUUUUAAAUGAAAACAGAUGAAUCUGAUAAAAAUAGUCUAAUCCAUAGAUUUAACUUGCUGUUCUGUGAAGCUGGGAGGCAGGCAGCAACACACACACUCUGGAUGUAACACUUUCAAAGAUUAAUGAGCUGUGAAAGCUGACAGUUUCCGGAUAACUGUUGUCUCUCUCACUGAAGUCACUUUUUUCCACAUGGUUUUGACAGCUGCAUCAUUGAAGGAUCCACUGUGGUUUAAAUGGCCGUGACUGCAGACCUGCACGUGCAGCAGGAGCAUUCUGGAAGAAUCGUUAAACCAUCAAGAAAACGGCUUUUCUUUGGUUGUGCAGCACGUGUUCGAGAUAAAUAAAUAAAAAAAAAAACACAAUUGGAAUAACUUUGCACAACUUUUCAACCCCGUUUUGUCCUGCUGUUGAAUUUUGGUUAUUUUUAUUUGAAGUUGCAUGUUUUACUUGAAUGGUUGACCUCAUAAGCUUGAUAUCUUUAAUUGCCUCGUCUCUCUUGCAAGAGGUGUUUAUUGAUUUCGAUGUAGCUCGCUCACUCUUUGAGUUGCUCUCGUGAUAGCUUUUGCUAUUUAUACGUUGUUUAUUUGUUACCAAAAAUGUGCCGGUUGUCAUCACAGAGUCUGUGUCUCCUGGGAUGUUUUGCCGCCGAGCAAGCCCUACCUCUCUACUCUUUUGUUUUGAAGUCCACCUGCAAAUUACUCAUACACUGGUAGGUAUAAUUUAGCAAAAAACAUUACACGGUAAAAUGU
Oryzias melastigma (Indian medaka) is the source of this 3616-nucleotide messenger RNA. It is a transcript of the gene zbtb16b, whose product is annotated as zinc finger and BTB domain containing 16b. The coding region runs from base 726 to 2612 and encodes 628 amino acids. The record is from RefSeq and is a predicted model, not a curated record. NCBI's taxonomy places the organism in Eukaryota, Metazoa, Chordata, Actinopteri, Beloniformes, Adrianichthyidae. Gene Ontology annotation, biological process: negative regulation of transcription by RNA polymerase II; regulation of cytokine production; regulation of immune system process. The transcript is spliced from 7 exons. Gene Ontology annotation, molecular function: protein binding.